This is a messenger RNA of Candida dubliniensis CD36, 1770 nucleotides long. It is a transcript of the gene STR2, whose product is annotated as cystathionine gamma-synthase. The coding region runs from base 1 to 1770 and encodes 589 amino acids. Gene Ontology annotation, molecular function: pyridoxal phosphate binding; cystathionine gamma-synthase activity. The record is from RefSeq and is a predicted model, not a curated record. Lineage: Eukaryota; Fungi; Ascomycota; Pichiomycetes; Serinales; Debaryomycetaceae. Gene Ontology annotation, biological process: transsulfuration. The transcript has a single exon.
AUGCCUUCACAGGAAAUAGGGGUGCCAAUCCCAAAUCUACCACAUGCUGUUUCUGUGACUUUACCAACAUGGGAAGCAACUGUUGGAUAUGAAGAAGGUGAAGAUUGGGUAGUUUCGAAAAUGAAUUCAGGUUAUCCACGAUUCUUUAUUCAUUCGUCAAUUCAAAAAUUGUGCUCCAAUUUAGAAAAAAAAUAUGGUCGAGAUGGGGAAAGAUGUAUGUGUUUCCCAAGUUAUAAAGUAGCUAAACGAUGUCGUGAAUUUAUUAAAACUCAUACUAUUAAUCCAACAUCAUUUAAGAUUCGAGUAUUACAAUUGAGCACACUUGAACCAACCAAUGAUAAUGAAAAAUCCACUAGGAUAGGAGCCACUAUUGGGGUGGUUUUUUUCCCUAGAUCAGAAUACCAUUUGGCAAAGAAUUAUUGGCAACAUUCGGGUGAAGGUAUUUCAUCAAGAAUGGGGGAAUAUAUCUUAAAGGAAUUAUUUGAAAAAGAUAAUGAUAAUUCAAAUGGUACUGAUGUUUCUAAGUUGAAAGGAAACCUCAAACAAGAACUCCAAUCUUUACAAAUUCAAAGUCGUUCUCCCUCAAUUUCUGCAUCUCGAGCAUCUAGUGCUUCUGGAUAUAAUAUCGAUGAUGUUAAUCGUGAUUUUGAUUCGUUUAUUGAACAAAAAUAUGGUCGAGUUUUAGAUUUGAAAUUUGCCAAUGAAGCAAAAGCAGCUUUGAGAAGAAGAAUUGCUGGUAAGGCAGAUAAAUCAACUGAACGACUUGAAGAAUUAGAAAGGGCGAAAAGAGGUAAACAUUUAAAUGAAAAUGAUGUAUAUUUAUUUCCUUCAGGGAUGGCAUCUAUAUUUUAUGCUCAUCAUGCAUUACUCAAUAUUUCCAAACAACCUAAAAAAUCUGUUUGUUUUGGAUUCCCUUAUGUUGAUACUUUGAAUAUAUUGAAGAAAUUUGGUCCAGGGGUACAUUUCCUUGGAUUAGGUGAUGAUGCAUCUUUAGAUAAAUUGGAAGAAGAAUUAAGUCAAGGAUUGGAUAUAUUGGCACUUUUCUGUGAAUGCCCAUCAAAUCCACUUUUGAAAACUCCAAAUUUAAAUAGAAUAAGACAAUUGGCCGAUAAAUAUAAUUUUGCCAUUGUUAUAGAUGAAACUGUUGGUAAUUUCAUUAAUAUUCAUGUGUUACCAUUUGCUGAUAUGGUGGCAUCUUCAUUAACUAAAGUAUUUUCAGGUGAUUCAAAUGUUUUAGGUGGAUCUUUAAUAUUGAAUCCAGAUUCUAAAUAUUAUAAUAUUUUGAAACAAUUUUUCAAUAAAGAAUAUGAAGAUUUAUUUUGGGCUGAAGAUGCUCUUUGGUUAGAACGUAAUUCACGUGAUUUCGUUGAAAGGGUACAUAAAAUUGAUGAUACUUCGGAAAAAGUGGUUGCAUUACUCCAAAAGAGUCCAUUAAUUUCUCAAAUUUAUUAUCCUAGUGUUUCUGAUACGAAAAAAUAUUAUGAUGUCAUAAAGAAUGAAGGUGGUGGAUAUGGAGGAUUGAUAUCAUUUUUGUUUAAACAACCUCAACAAGCUGUCAAAUUUUUCAAUGCAGUAAAUCUUCACAAGGGACCUUCUUUAGGUACAAAUUUCACUUUGGCAUGUCCUUAUGCUAUAUUAGCUCAUUAUCAAGAAUUAGAUGAGAUUUCUCAAUGGGGAGUCGAUAGAAAUUUGAUCCGUAUAAGUAUUGGAUUAGAAGACCCCAUUGAAUUGUUAGAUGUAUUACAAAAAAGUUUGGAUGAAAGUAUAUAG